AAUAUACGUCAACAAUAGUCCGUACCUAACCUCACUGUCUGUGGGUCAAAUAUAUGUGGUUAUUAAUCAUUUAUAUAGCAUAUUAAUUAAAUCAUAAGAGAUACUAAAAUCUAAAAUGUCUAGCAAUUUUGAAAAUUUUAAGACAAAAAGAAAUAUUUUAUCUGUAGAGCAGCGCUGCAAUAUUAUACAAAGAUUGAAGGAUGGAGAAAGUCCUCAAUCAUUAGCUGAUGAGUAUAAAAUUUCCAAACAAGCAAUAUCGUGGAUUAAAAAAAAUGAAACUAGUAUUAUUCAGACACAAGAAGUUUUGAAAUCAUGUAGCGGCAAUAUUAAUAAGAAACGUUAUAAGAAACAAGAAGAGAAUAUAUUGGAUCAAAAAUUGAUGAAAUGGCUUAGUCAGCAAAGAAGCAUGGGUCGAACAGUGUCGGGUACUACUAUUCAGAAGCAAGCUUUAUUGUAUAAUAAACUUUUAAAUGGCAAUGAGAAUUUUACAGCAAGUCAUGGGUGGCUUGCUAAAUUUAAGAAGAGAUACGGAUUGAAAAAUAAAAAUGCUCAUGGCGAAAAAUUAUCGGCAAAUUUAGAAGGUAGUGAGGAUUUUAAAGAAAAAUUUAAUAAUUUUAGGACAAUAACAGAUAUAAGUCUUGAUUGUAUUUAUAAUUGUGAUGAAACUGGACUUUAUUGGAAAAUGAUGCCAAGUAGAAGGUUGGUUAAAAUGAAAAAAAAUAAAGCUGAAAGAUUUAAGAAACCAAAGAAUCGAGUGACUGUGAUGGCAUGUACAAAUGCUUCUGGCACGCACAAAAUUCCUUUGUUUGUUAUCGGAAGAUCAGCACAACCACGCUGCUUAAGAGGUAUCAAGAAUGUACCUGUUCAUUAUACAAAUCAAGAAAAUUCAUGGAUGACCUGUGAAAUUAUGAAGACAUGGUACACCGAAACUUUUCUGCCAGAAAUAAAAAAAAAACACAGAAUAGAUGAAAACCCUGAGACGAAAAUUGUUUUAAUUAUGGACAAUGCGGCUUGUCACCCACCUGCCGAAGAGCUCAAUAAGUUAUGUGAAUCAUGUACGAUUAUCUUUUUACCUCCAAAUACUACAUCUCUGAUGCAGCCUUUAGAACAAGGUAUCAUUGAAAAAUUCAAAAGGCGCUACCGUAAUGAUUUAAUAGAAAAAAUUGUUUUUCAUGAAAAAAAUAAUGCUGAAAAUAAUGAUUAUUUCAAAUCAUUUGAUCUUUUAGAAGCAUUUAAUUUAUGUGUCCUUGCAUGGGAUGAAGUGACAAGCAGUGAUAUUAGAAAUUGUUGGAAAAAUCUAAUCCCACUGACUGCUGAUAAUAGUGCAGAAACAGCGCCAGUUACUUUGCCUAAUAAUGAAGCCUUCUAUGCUAUUAUAAAACGAAUCAAAGAAUUCAAAAUGUGUACUCCUGCUGAAGUUGACAAUUGGCUCCAGAUUGAUUGUCAUGACAACGGAUGGCAACCUCUGUCAGACAAUGACAUUCUGGCUAACCGGUGUAUUGCUGAGAAUCAAGAAAAAGAAGAAGAGCUUGAUGAUGAGAUUUCUUAUAACGAUCAAAAUUAUACGUUUGAUGAUUCCAUUAUAGAUUCCAUUAUAGGUAAUUGUCCUACGUUUAUAGAGGCUAUGAGUGGAUUAAAUACAUUUUUACGUUGGUAUCAGCGCAAUGGAGAUAGCCAAGAUGUAUUAAAUGCCUGCCAAAAAGGUAAUCAAGAGUUAAUCAGACUUGUAAUUCGCAAAUAAAAAAAUUAUUUUUAAAUCGUAAAUUAAAAAUGAGAAAAAAAUUAUUUUCCUAAAUAAUUUAUC
This is a messenger RNA of Cotesia glomerata, 1804 nucleotides long. RefSeq names its product jerky protein homolog-like. Gene Ontology annotation, cellular component: nucleus. Gene Ontology annotation, molecular function: DNA binding. The transcript is spliced from 2 exons. Lineage: Eukaryota; Metazoa; Arthropoda; Insecta; Hymenoptera; Braconidae. Bases 116 to 1741 code for a protein of 541 amino acids. The record is from RefSeq and is a predicted model, not a curated record.